AUAGGGUCGUCUUUGUUAACAUUUAGUAAAAGUCUACGACGUUGUUGCUUUUUUAACGUGAAUGCACGGAAUAAUAAUACUAGGAAAUAAAAUACGUAUGUACAAAGGAGAAUAUAGAUUGAAUGAGCGUAUGAACAAAAAGACAAAUAAUACUACACAAAAAAAUAUGGAUUUUAAAAAAAUUGGUAUGUUCCUUAAUGGCUCCAACCUGUAAAGACAUGGACUUUGCUGUAUUAUUUAACAGAAUGUUCAGUAAAUGUCUAUAACAAAUUGACAAGUGAUCAUUGUGUAAAGUGAUAAUGCAAAAUAGUGAUCACAAGAUAAAGUUAUAUUUACAAAUAAUAAAUAGACAUAGUUAUGUUACUUAGAUCCACUUAUCUAACCAAUACAUCAAAGAAACGUCAAAUGAUUGAGUAAAUUUUUCGAAAUAAUUCAUGAAUAUGUUUCGGAGUAGAAGCUGGUUUGGAGGAGGAUUGUGGAAACCUAAAAAUCCACAUUCUCUCGAACACUUAAAGUAUCUCUACAAUGUUUUAUCAAAAAAUCAUACUGUCUCAGAAACCAAUAGAGGUCUACUUGUUGAAACUCUUAGAUCGAUAGCAGAAAUAUUAAUUUGGGGAGAUCAAAAUGAUAGUAGUGUAUUUGAUUUCUUUUUGGAAAAGAAUAUGCUGUCAUUUUUCUUGAGAAUAAUGAAACAAAAAUGUGGUAGUUAUGUGUGUGUUCAGCUUCUACAAACGCUCAAUAUUCUAUUUGAAAAUAUCCGAAAUGAAACAUCUUUAUAUUAUCUAUUAAGUAACAAUCAUGUAAACAGCAUAAUCGUACAUAAAUUUGAUUUUAGUGACGAAGAAGUAAUGGCUUACUACAUUAGUUUUUUAAAGACGCUUAGUCUCAAACUAAAUGCACAUACAAUUCAUUUCUUCUAUAACGAGGUAAACAAGCAUACGAAUGAUUUUCCAUUGUACACUGAGGCUAUAAAAUUUUUUAAUCAUUCAGAGGGAAUGGUUCGUAUUGCUGUUAGAACACUUACAUUAAAUGUAUAUCGUGUUGAAGAUGCAUCAAUGCUUGCUUUUAUUCGAGAUAGAACAGCAGCUCCAUAUUUUAGUAAUCUCGUAUGGUUUAUUGGCAAUCAUAUCAUUGAAUUGGAUACGUGUGUAAGAAAUGAUGCAGACCAUCAAAGUCAAAAUAGACUUGCAGAUUUAGUAGCAGAGCAUUUAGAUCAUUUACAUUAUUUAAAUGAUAUUUUAUGCUUGAAUAUAGAAGAUUUAAACAAGGUGUUAUCGGAGCAUCUUCUACAGAAAUUAUUAAUACCACUUUAUGUUUAUUCUUUAACGAAAUCCAAAAAUUCAUCAAAUCACAUGAAUCAAGAUGAGAAGAAACACGUCAGUGUUGUUGUUUCACUUUUUCUACUUUCUCAAGUUUUUCUUAUCGUCUCACAUGGACCUCUCGUACGAGAAUUAGCAUCGGUUAUAUUAAAAUCUGACUCUUCUGUGAUACAAAAUUGUUCUAGUCAUCCUACUGACGAUAGCAAUCAUCAUUCAGUACUAAAUAAAUCAAUUGUUUUUGCACCUCCAACUGAAAGUUUAGAAAAGUCUCUAGAAAAUUUGAGUGGAAUUUCCGAAGCUCAUUGUUCAACUGUUGAGGAUGUAAUAUCAUCAAAUGAUUCACCUCCACUUAGUUGUACUUCAAGUGAUGGAAUGCCAGAAUCAUCAGAUUCAGAUGCUAUGAGAGUGGACAAUUUGGAUGCAAAAAUUAAACAUCUUAAUUUUACUGAUGAAGAAAAAGAGCAAAGAUUAGCAUUAGAAAGUCCUCCAUUAUCUAAAAAAUCACAAGAAAUUUUAAAUGCUCCGAUAAUAAAUAGACCCUUUCUUGACACAAUUUUUAAUUCAUUACAUUGCACAGAAAAUGAUUAUGCGACGCUUUUUGCACUUUGUUUACUUUAUGCUCUUAUAAGUAAUCAGGGAGUAAAUUGUGAAUCAUUUGAUUUUGUGUUGACAUCAUCUCAAAAAGGAGCAGCUGUUAAUUGGUAUAAUGAGACUUUAGUUGAUAAAUUAAGUCAUAUUAUUACAAUGAGUUGCCAAAAUAAUGCCAAAAUACGUCUAGUAACACUCGAAAUGAGUAUAAAAUUACUUUUGAAAAUUGCUAUAUCUAAUGGACAAAGUUUAUUAUGUGAUGCACAUUUAGCAGCAAUUGAAGCAGCAAAAGAACAAAGUACAGCAUUACUUCGAAAUUUUUACAAAAGCGAAGAUAUUUUUCUGGAUAUGUUUGAAGAUGAAUAUAGUGAAGUACAGAAGAAACCACUCAAUGUUGAAUGGUUGAUGAUGGAUAGCAAUAUUUUAUUGCCUCCGACAGGUACACCAAUGACUGGAAUUGAAUUUACAAAGAGACUGCCUUGUGGUGAGGUUGAACGAGCUCGUCGUGCAAUUCGAGUGUUUUUUUUGAUUCGAGAACUAUCUUUAACAUUAAAUAAAGAAGUAGAGACUCAAUUGCCGCUGACUAAUCCAUCCGAUUGUGUGAACAUUAACUGCGUUCUUGAUCUAAACAACAGUGAUCUGAUUGCUUGUACGGUUGUAUGGAAAGAUGGACAAAAAAUCCGAAGAUUUUUGGUAAUUGAUGUGAUGCAGUUAAUUCUUGUUGAGCCCGAUACACGAAGACUUGGUUAUGGUGUUACGAAAUUUGUUGGAUUUUUACAAGACAUCGAAGUUACUGGUGAUCAGGAUGAUUCUCGAUGUCUCCAUUUAACAAUCCAUAAGCCGUCGAACAGCAGUUCACCUAAUAGAUUACCUCUUCUUUCUGCUAAAUUUAUUUUUGAUGAUCAUAUUCGAUGUAUGGCCGCAAAACAAAGAUUGACCAAAGGUAGGAUCAAAGCUAGACAAAAGAAGAUGAAUCAAAUAGCUCGGCUCUUAGAUAUUCCAACAAAUCUUCCAAGUUGUUCAACACCACCAAACUAUGCUCUUUUUGGAUUACGCCAUGAAAGAGUAGGUGGAAGAGGUCAGAAACGUGGAGAUUCAUCAAGACCCAUGUUUAUGAUCAAUAAAGUGCCGGGAUUUGCAACUCAAAUGCGUAAAGAAACUCCAACUAGACUUUCAAGGCGUACAGAAGAUCCUAGUCCAAGUGGUAGAUCACAAGAAAGUAACCUGAGAUCCAGAGAUGGAUCACCGAAAAUACCCAGACCUAGAAGUGAAGAAAUUCCAUUGGAAGAUAUGCGUCUUAGGAAAGCUUCGUUGACUUUGAAUGGCUCAGCAGGGUCAUCAGAUAAUUCAGAAAUUCCUGUAUUAAAUUUAUCUAUUAACAAUCAAUCCUCUGCUAUGAAAAAACACUCAGAAGAGACGUCGUUUACCUCACCGCAAAAUCAACAAAUGAAACCACGACGAAAAGGUCAAGUGGAAACUGUAUAAAAAUAUUUUAAAAUAAACUUUUCUUUUUAUAUAAAAAUAA
Chelonus insularis is the source of this 3432-nucleotide messenger RNA. RefSeq names its product C-type lectin domain containing ema (gene ema). Gene Ontology annotation, cellular component: endolysosome membrane; late endosome. Gene Ontology annotation, biological process: endosomal transport; endosome to lysosome transport; regulation of autophagosome maturation. Lineage: Eukaryota; Metazoa; Arthropoda; Insecta; Hymenoptera; Braconidae. Bases 435 to 3392 code for a protein of 985 amino acids. The transcript has 13 exons. The record is from RefSeq and is a predicted model, not a curated record.